AUGACGAUUCUCGGGGACGAUUCUGAAUCUGAUUCUUCGGAAGAGGAAUGGGUUUUCACGUCAGUAGAACAGAAUGCAGAUCAAAAUACUGAUAAUCUUGAUCGAUUGAUAUCAUCGGCCGAAAGGUCAGAGGCGACUAGUCAUACGCAAAUCCAUCCAACUCGUCCGAAGCAACAGACCUAUCUCCAUAGCGAUCAUCACAACGAUGAUCGAGCCAUAGCAGAGAUUGAAGAGACUAACGCUAUUCAUGAUGUAGAUACUGCUGCUCCUUUACGAAUAGCGCAAAAGCAUGUGAGGCAACAAUCAUUCGCGAGAAGAACCUCUCCAGCAACACAAAAGCAACCCUCCACACCGCCCUCGCCUUCCCCACCGAAAAAUUUGCUAUUUCAAUUACCACAAAGCACGCCUAUAAGGAUUUCGACGCCUGUACCCACUUCAGGAACGAACCCUCCCCUUCUCGGACCCUAUCGACCCAAAUCGAGCAAUUCGAUCGUUCUAAAUCCAUCUUCACCCGUAUUCCUACCGGCCAAACUGUCUCAGCCAGUCUUGUCUUCAACCCUACCUUCCAACCGCUCAAAAUCCCCUACCCUCAGUUUACAAUACAUCAGCGAUAUUGAAUUGAAAAUGCUUUGUAUAGCCAAUAAUUCACUUUUGUUGAUUACUCGCUUAGUGAGUGUUUAUAAAAACGCCGAAGUUUUCAGCCGUAUUCGUGAAAUCGAAACCCAAGCUUCGUUUAUCGAGAUACGUUUGAAGAAUAAGCUUCACUAUUGCAAAGAUCCUUGCGACUUCAUUUUGGAUGCUCUUGAAUAUCUCAGUCACCACGCUGAAGCGAAGAAGAAUAUGCAGCAUAAAUUCAGAAAACAGCUAUGUACUGUUUUAUGUCAAGCUAUACAUAUGUAUUUAAAUAUGGCUUUAGAUAGACGACUGGAUCUGAAGCUACAACCUGAUAAAAAGCGAGAAGAGGACAAUGAUGGGAAGAAGAAACGAGAAGAAAAAGACAAAAAGGCACAGAUACCCAAAGAAAUCGAUUUGAUAUCAUUUGAAGAAACACAACCACCCACACAGCCGCUAGAGCCAACCAUUGAUUUGAUUAGUUUUGAUGAUGAGGACGAUGAUCAAGAGGAGCAAAGCUUGCUGAACGAUGAUGACUGCAGUGAUACGAACUUGUUAUUGUUCCCUAAUGAUGCGAAACAAGAAGCAUCUGCCGAUUCCUUACCUAUGGAACAUGAGCCAUCCAUGGCCGCAGAAGAGAAAGAGGAACACAACGAUACUGAUACAGAUAUAGACGUAGAUUUGGAAGUCUCUGACUCGGACGAGGAAGUCAUCACUAUUGGCCAAUUGUUGGGAGUAUCGGACAACAUCAUAGAACAAAUUUCAUUGACACGAACGCAUCAAGAACGGCUGCUUCAGAUGACUACCUCUCUUCCUUCACCCAUUAUAGUCUAUUAUGCGCUAGAAGUGUUUAAAAUUCCUUCCAUUGCCUCUCGUGGAUGUGCUUUUGAAGAAGAAGGAGUCAAGUUGGCGCAAACGUUAAUGCAGCAUGCUUUUUAUGACGAAGCAGUGGCAACCAUUCGCAAACUCAACCUCUUCUCACAUUACCCACCUGAUACAACAGCUAAUUCGUUUCUUACCGGUGGUUACGGCAAGCAUCUACAUACCCUCUAUGCUGGCCAUCCUGAAUUACAGAAGCAACUGCUCUCGUACAUCAACAAGCAACUUCGAUUCAACUUUGCAGGUCGUCUCGGCAUUGUUCCUGAAGAACAUUUCACUGACCUACGAGAUGGAGGUGACACGACAACACCCUUAUUAAGACUCAAAGAACGUAAAUUUCAAAAAGAGAUUGCCAAUUGUGGAAAUAAAGUGCUUAGAGAUCUUGCUAUACCCCAGGAAGUAGCCGAUAAAGACUAUUACUUCAUUACGUUAUCUGGUAAAUAUGCUUGUUUACGUUACAUAUUGGCGCAAAGAUCCGUCCAACAGUCAGAGGAGGAGGACGAUUCUAUCUCUUCCAGUGAGAAUUUCAAUGGCCUGCUCGAUUUGAUAUGCCAGGAAAACCCGGUGAUAGCCAAAUUGUGCAUUAAAGAAUUGGUGGAUACAGGCGAUACAGUAGCAGCGCCUUACUUUGCAUCGCGCUAUGACCAGCAGGAUUUUUAUUGUCUCUAUAAUACAUUGCCAUUAGAGAAGCGCCUCCUGGGUGUUGUGAAAGGUGAGCAAAUGUCGAAGCAUAAGUCUUCGUUUAUGAGUCGAAAAGCGCCUCGCCUUCAAGCAUCGCGUUACUAUGAACUGCCGCCACGCAUCAAACGAGUGCUUGUGAAUUCACGUGAAACGCUGAUGUUGAUGAAGGAUAUCCUGUCGGUUUCAAAUGUAUGCGGAUUGGAUACAGAAUGGAUACCGGCUUUUGCUUCGAAAAAUGGUGACGACAAGACGGCGUUAAUGCAAAUUGCUUCGGAUAUUGAUGAUUACGUCUUUCUGCUGGAUUUGAAAACGAUGUAUGCAUCAGAGAAUGUCCAGUUGUUGGGAUGGACAGAGAUCAUAUUGAAGCUGUUGUUUGAAGACGCAGAAAUACUUAAAUUGGCGUUUGACUUUACUGGCGACUUUUCCAAAUUACACAAUUCUAUACCCUCGUCGACGCAUUGGAGCGUCACCUCCAUGAUGGAUUUGAAAAAUUUGAAAACUAUGAAAGGAGAGUCCAUCAUAGGAGGCUUGAAUGGUGUCGUUUACUCAUUUUUAGAUGCCAAUCUAUCUAAAAAACAACAAUUAAGCAAUUGGGAACAGCGACCUCUGUCAGAAGCACAGUGUAUUUAUGCGGCCAUUGACGCUGUGUGUAUUUUGGAUGUGUUUUCGGUGCUUUGCCAACUAAAUCAUCCUUUCAUACGCCAUCUGCCAGAGAAUUUUACAAAAGCCAUACCAGAACCAUCCUUUCCUCCUCUCAACCGACCUUCGAACCACCCAUUAUAUAAGUAA
Molecule: messenger RNA, 2961 nt
Organism: Mycotypha africana
Lineage: Eukaryota; Fungi; Mucoromycota; Mucoromycetes; Mucorales; Mycotyphaceae
Exons: 2
Coding region: 1-2961 (986 amino acids)
Biological process (GO): nucleobase-containing compound metabolic process
Molecular function (GO): 3'-5' exonuclease activity; nucleic acid binding
Source: RefSeq, a predicted model, not a curated record